GAAACCGCGACCCUAGGAAAGAGCCCCCCUGUCACCCGCCGAAGCCCGCGAAUCGGUCUCGGCAAAGGGACUCUCCUUUAAUACACGGUAGAGAUUCUCCUAGCUCUGUGUCCGUCGGUGCAGGUGCCGAGCAAGUACUGAAGCUCGGGCUAAGGGUGGUCAGGUGACUGCAUUGACAUGGCAGCCCUCAGCCAUGGAAGCGUGAGGUUAUCCAAAGGGCAGAAGAAACUACUGAGGAAACAAGUGAGAGCGCAACAUCUUCUCUUGAAGCACGAUGGCAUUGCAACCGUGAUGGGUCCGACUGAACACUUAGUCAUAGCCAAUGGUGGUUUGGGCAAUGGUGUCGGUCGUCAGCAACUACUUGAAGUAUUACAGGUGUUUGGGACAGUUGAAACCCUACUGAUGUCUCCUAAUAAACCACAUGCACUGGCAACAUAUAGUACAAUUCAAGAAGCCAAGAAGGCACAUGAUCAUCUUAAUGGACAAGUCUUAAAGACUGAUGGAAGUACCCAACCUAUUACUCUGUAUGUCAAUUUUGUAGAGAAAGUUGUUAGUGAAGGAAGUUCUCCUUUGAGCCUGCCACCGGGCCUUCUGGUGAUUGAAGAGGUUAUUUCUCCUGAUUAUGAGAAAAGACUUCUGGCAUUUGCAGAUGGAAGUACGGACUCAAAAGAAAAUGUCCAGAAGUCUUUGAAACAUCGAAAAGUAAAGCACUUUGGAUACGAGUUCUGCUACGACAACAACAACAUAGACAAAGAUAAGCCUCUACUAGGAGGACUUCCUGAAAUUUGCGAUGACAUUUUGGAGCAAUCAAUGAAAAAAGGCUAUGUGAAUUUCAAACCUGAUCAGCUGACAAUAAAUCAGUAUGAACCUGGACAAGGAAUUCCACCUCAUAUUGAUUCUCAUUCACCAUUUGAGGAUGGGAUUAUCUGCCUGAGCCUUGGAGCAGAGACUGUGAUGGAGUUUCGGCACCCAGCAGGCCAUAGCGUUCCAGUGAUGUUACCUCGUCGCAGUUUGCUGGUCAUGACCGGAGAAUCCAGAUAUCUUUGGAGUCAUGGAAUUACACCUCGGAAGUUUGAUGUGGUGCCAGCAUCAGAUAUGCAAAAGACUGGAACUAUCAGUGGUGAUGUUAGCAACUUGACCUUGAAUAAAAGGGGAACAAGGACCAGUUUUACUUUCCGAAAAGUCAGGAAGAAACCAUGUGAUUGUGCUUACCAAGAAGUUUGUGACAGUCAAAAUAGUUGCAAAUACACAGAUCCCCCUCCGUCUAUUCCAAUCACUGAUGGGGAUGCCUCAAAGCUGGAACACAAGUAUGUGCAUGAUGUCUAUGAUGAGAUUGCUGGCCACUUCAGCAAUACUAGGCACACCCCUUGGCCAAAGGUGGUUGAGUUUCUCAAAACACUCCCAGAUGGAGCAUUGGUGGCUGAUGUUGGUUGUGGAAAUGGCAAAUACUUGAGUGUUAACAAGGACUUGUUUAUGAUUGGUUGUGAUCGCAGCAAAAAUCUUGUUGAUAUUUGCAGAGAGAGAAAAUUUGAGGUCUUCAUCUGUGAUGGCUUGCUUGUGCCCCUACGUGGUGGCAUUUGUGAUGCUUGUAUUUCUAUAGCUGUUAUUCACCACUUUUCAACAGAGGAAAGGAGGCUGUCAGCUGUUAAAGAGAUUGUGAGACUACUACGGCUAGGAGGCAGAGGACUUAUCUAUGUUUGGGCAAUGGAACAGGAACACAACAAAGUAAAAUCUAAAUAUCUCACAGAAAGGAAAGGAAAAUUAGUCCGAUCCAAAACAAAUUGUCCGGACGUGCAAGCAGAAACUGAAUACUCUUGCACCAAUCAAGAUGCGAAUAGGAUGAAUUUAACUUGUUUUGAGCAGGUACCAGAUGUUAUAAAGGAUCCAACAGAUAAACAAAAUGGUGCAAAGCUGCCUAUUCAUACAAAUAGAACUUCCUUUGAUUCACAAGAUCUGCUUGUUCCUUGGCAUUUAAAAGGAGUUGGAGGCCAACACAAAGCUAAUGGUGCCACAACACCACCUCCUGAAGUCAAAGAACAUGUGGUUUAUCAUCGUUUUUAUCAUGUUUUUUCGGCUGGGGAACUGGAAAACCUCUGCAGAUGUAUAUCAAAUAUUAGGAUUCUUCAGAGUUAUUAUGAUCAAGGAAACUGGUGUGUCGUAAUUGAGAAAUGCUAAAAUGAUGCAACUUCAUAUUUAAUUAACUUGAUGCACAUGACAAUAUAGUAUAAUUAGAAUCUUAAUAGCAAUGGACUUUUUAAAAGGAAAAACACUUAAUAAAGAGGUAAUAAUGAUUAAGUCAUGUGGUAAUAAUCACCGAGAGCUAUGUAUUAAUGAAUGCACCGAUAAUGUGUUGUGUGAAACAACUUGAAUUUUGGGUCACCAUGGCCAUGUCAGGUUUAUAUAAGAAACCUCCCAGUAAGGGGGUGGGAGAAGAUGCUCUUAAAAGGGCAUUAUUCAUGUGUGAAUAAUUGUUUUUGCUUUGAGUGUGAAGAGACAGUGACAGUUGUGCAUCUUCAAGUCAUUCGCAAGUGAGGAAAGUAGAACCACUAAACUUUAAUUUUAAAAAUGUAGGAGUACAUUGAUGUGUCGAAUGUUCCCCAUAGUCUUCAUGCAUUCCUAGAAAGCUUGAGUAUUUACAAUGCUGUUUGUUUGGUUUUCUUUCUAUUUAUUAUAUAGCUGUUCCAACUGAAAUUGUUCCCAGUUUUGAAACAAACAUGAAUUGGAAAUGCAUCUUAAAGAGAAUAUAAAACUUUGUGUGAUAUGUAAAAAUAAAAUUAUCACUGAUACAAAAACACACCCAAUAAAUGAAGAAUAACAUUUUAUAACUGGUGUAUGUAAUACCUUUUUAAAAAAUUAAUGAGGAGUAAUGCUAGUGAGAUGAACUGGAUUGUGGCUUAUGUGUUUGACUUCCCCCAGUUAUCUUAAUUAGAAUGAAAAUGUUUUAAUGAAAUAGAUGUGUAAGAAAUCUCAGAUUUUUAAAAACAUCCUUGGCAAUCAAUAAAAAUGUG
Mobula hypostoma (lesser devil ray) is the source of this 3008-nucleotide messenger RNA. It is a transcript of the gene alkbh8, whose product is annotated as alkB homolog 8, tRNA methyltransferase. The transcript is spliced from 11 exons. Gene Ontology annotation, molecular function: S-adenosylmethionine-dependent methyltransferase activity; tRNA (5-carboxymethyluridine(34)-5-O)-methyltransferase activity; tRNA binding. NCBI's taxonomy places the organism in Eukaryota, Metazoa, Chordata, Chondrichthyes, Myliobatiformes, Myliobatidae. Bases 178 to 2175 code for a protein of 665 amino acids. The record is from RefSeq and is a predicted model, not a curated record. Gene Ontology annotation, biological process: tRNA methylation; tRNA wobble uridine modification. Gene Ontology annotation, cellular component: nucleus; cytoplasm.